Messenger RNA from Drosophila persimilis, 1627 nucleotides. RefSeq lists its product as uncharacterized. The transcript is spliced from 8 exons. The record is from RefSeq and is a predicted model, not a curated record. Gene Ontology annotation, biological process: intracellular signal transduction. Bases 1 to 1560 code for a protein of 519 amino acids. NCBI's taxonomy places the organism in Eukaryota, Metazoa, Arthropoda, Insecta, Diptera, Drosophilidae.
AUGUUUUUGCAGUUGCUCGAUGCAUUUCAGCGGCUUGCAAGUCAAUUAAAACGACAAUUUGUGUGGAUUCGCUGCUGGUUGCCAUUGCCGCAACGCUUCUACGGCUUCCGGCGGUCAUUUCUAGUAGACCCGGCACGGACACGGGCACGGGAACGGGCCAGCUACCAGUGCAAUCCGAGGGCGACGCGUCGCCAACUGGUCAUGGACUACAUCUUCGAGUGCUUCUUCGAGGACACAUUCGAUCAGAUCACCCGCAACGGCCUGCAGGAUCGACAGUCGCGUCGGGACGUGCUCGACCAUCUCAGUUCUAUAAUCAAGGGCUGCAGCGAGGGCCAGAACACGCAGACAGAUGAGGUGGCUGGCAUAGCCGUGGUGGCGGCCAUGCGAUAUCACCGACUGGCCAAGGAGGAUAAUGGCGGAAAGGUAUGCCUCAUGGGCAAGUAUCACAACAUCCUGUACAUCGCCCUGCGCACCUGCUGGGACUGGGGUGUGCGCGACUCCGAGGUGGUCGUCCAACUCUUGGUGGCCAUUUAUGAGUGCGAGAAGACUUUCGAGCGGAUAUUCCUGGGCGCCUUGUUUGGGCCACAUGCUCCGCACUUUAUCGCCGGUUGGCGCAGCGACUUUCAGGAUCAGCAUGAAAACGUCCGAGCCGUGGUUUACUUUCUGAAGCAUGCCACACGCGAGAAGCUCAUGUUGCCCGUCUGGAUACCGCGCUUCGAGGAGGAGAGACAGCUUCGAUUCAUUGAUGUGCCCAUUGAGUCCUGUGGCAGGUCCUCGCCGCUGCGCAUCGCCCUGCAGGCAAAUGCUCCCGAGCUGCUGCUCAUUCUCCUGAGAUACGGCGCCUCACCGCAUCCCCCGGACGGAGGCACCUCGGUAAUCCUGGCACUGCUCGACAAACUAAUUGAGAAUGGCCGCAAUUACAGCUACGAACUGGUGCUGUGCCUCAAGAUACUGUUGCGAAACGUGGCCAUGAUUGAGAUGCCCUUCAAGCCCCUGUUGUAUGGCUCACGCAGGGAGAUGUUCUUCGAGCGCUACGGCAGACUGUUAAUCGACAAAAUCAUUGGCAAGGAGCAGGUGUAUGGUGUGCCCACACUGCGUCACCUAUGUCGCUGCUGCAUUCGCGAUGUCCUCCGGGAGCAGAAUCAACUGCCCAACGGCAUCGACACUUUGAGGCUGCCAAUGCGACUGCAGCGCUAUAUUGACCUAACGGAAGAGCUGGAGGGAGUCGGGGGACAGCCAGAGCCACCAGAGCAGCCAAAGCCCAAGCCGGGCACUCGACUGGCAAGUGGCAUGCAGCGGAUGGACACCAUCAGCAGCAUUACCGAGAGCGAGGACGAGAGCGAGAACCGUGUCCAGCUGCUGGAGGCAGUCACGGAUGCGGAAAAGGCCGCGGCAGCCGCCUUUGUGGCCGCCAGCGAUGGGGCAAUCACUGCCGAGGCCAAGCAGGCGGCUGUGGCCGCCUAUGUGGCAGCCAGCAGACCCGAAGCCGAUCCCGAUUUCCCACCUAAGCCCCAGCAGGACGAUGACGACGACGGGGGCCCUGCCCCAGAGCUUAGCUAGUGAAAACUCACCUGUAGGUGUGCUCGCUGACGUUGAUGCGGCCGGGCACGCCUGUGGUCUCCGUACG